CGGAGCGAGCGGCGCAGUGAAAUAUGAUCAGUGCAGCAGUAAAGCCACUCUUGGCCAGGCUCAGCUCUUUUGGGUCAGGGAUGCGCUGCACAAACAAAGGAGGAGAUUUCCUUGCAGCGGGUUGUAAUUAGCGUCCUGCUUUCAAGAAGUUGUGACUCGCAACUCGCAGUUGCCACAUCACCCAAUUGUCAAAAAGUCUACGUAAAAAAAAGACAACAUGCGUUUAGGACUUUGGGGGGUGUUUUUGGCUUUGACGGAAAGUUGUUGGUGCGCACCACAGCAGACCUGCUAUCCAGGAGACGAACUUUUGGGAAGAUGCAAUAACAAUGUGACCGAAACAAAACCUACCUGCACAGAGAUGCAUCUGAGCUACUGUAAUGAUGUGGGAUACACUAGAACAAUGUUUCCCAACAUCCUCGGCCAUCAAACCCGCAUGGAUGCCGAAUCGGGGGCAGAAUACCUCCUCCUGAGUGUCAUCCAUGGCCUGCUGAACGGAGAAUGCACCCCUGACAUCCGUCUGGUGGGCUGCUCAGUUCUCGCGUCUCCAUGCCAGGAUGACAAGAUUAUCAGACCCUGCCGCAGUACGUGUGAGGCCCUAAGGAAGGACUGUGGCCACACUUUUGAGGCCAUAGACAUGGCCUGGCCAUACUUCCUGGAUUGUGACCGCUUCUUUGCAAGCGACCAAGAGGGCUGCUUUGAUCCACUGGCGGCGUUAAGAGCCAGACAGGAGCAAACAAGGUCCAGCCUCUCACCAGAUAAGCCCAGCACCAUCAUCCAGUUCACCCACACCAGCAACAGUCAGAUGUACAGCUUACUGAAGAGGACAGCAGCCAAGUGUUCCCACAUCUCGCAUGUUUACAGCAUCGGCCGCAGCACAGAGGGCCGGGAUUUACUGGUCAUUGAAUUCAGCAACAAUCCUGGACAGCAUGAACUAUUGGAACCAGAAGUCAAGCUGAUUGGCAACAUGCAUGGCAAUGAAGUGCUGGGCCGGCAGCUGCUCAUCUACUUGGCUCAGUACUUGUGUUCGGAGUAUACUUUGGGAAACCCACGCAUACAAACCCUGAUCAACACCACCCGCAUUCACAUCUUGGCCUCCAUGAACCCUGACGGCUACGAACUUGCUGCUGCAGAGGUAGAGGAUAGAAAUGACCCGGAGCUCACCAACCACGAAGGUCACUUGAUGAACGGUUGGAUUAAUGGCCGCACAAACGCCCAGAACCUUGACCUGAACCGCAACUUUCCUGAUCUCACAUCUGUCUUCUACCGGAAUCGUCGCAGCAAGCACUACCGCACUGACCACAUCCCGAUUCCUGAUGGCUAUUGGUUUGAGAAGGUGGCACCAGAGACCUUUGCAGUGAUGAAGUGGAGCAGGUCAAUUCCUUUUGUCCAGUCAGCCAGCCUCCAUGGAGGUGAGCUCGUAGUCUCUUAUCCCUUUGACUACUCCAGACACCCACAGGAUGAGAAGAUGUUCUCACCCACUCAAGAUGAACGGGUGUUUAAGCAACUGGCUCGUACCUACGCAGACGCCCAUACCACCAUGUCAGACACUGACACAGACAGGUGUGGGGCACGCUUUUACCGAACUAAGGGCAUCAUCAAUGGGGCACUGUGGUACAGUUUUCCUGGAGGCAUGUCAGACUUUAAUUAUCUGCACACAAAUUGUUUGGAGAUCACAGUAGAGCUGGGCUGUGACAAAUUCCCCUCGGAGGUGGAGCUUUACCCCGAAUGGAAGCGGAACAAAGAAGCUUUGCUCAAAUUUGUAGAGUCGGUUCAUCGGGGGAUUAAAGGGGUUGUAAAGGAUGUCGAUGGCAAUGGGAUCAAAGAUGCCACCAUCGCUGUCAAGGGGAUUCGGAAAGAUGUCACCACGGAUGAAGGUGGAGACUACUGGCGUCUGCUUACCCCCGGUACUCACAUUGUGACAGCAACUGCCAAAGGUUACUCCAGGGUCAGCAAACGGGUUCAUCUGCCUCAGAACCUGAAAAAGGCUGGACGGGUGGACUUUGUCUUAAAGAAGGUUCCCCUGAAGCCUUUUAUUGAUGACCACUUCUUCCCCAUGACAGAGACAUGGGAUCGAUUUGACCCUUACAAUCAGUUUGAACGCUACACCGAGCCGGAUGUAGUUGAGGGGGGGAUCGAGCGGCAGACAAAACCAUGGUGGUGGUCUUACUUCUCCCAGUCUGGCAUCUCAGCUCCAAACUGGCUGCUGCGAAGUGUCUAAAUUCACUGUACCACUGUAAAACGAUCUUUGGAUGCAUUUUUGGGGGGGUCAGCUGAGAUGUAUUAGCAUUGAACUCAACACCACAUGCACGGCUUUUGAACAGACUUGACUUGGCAAAACUAUUUUCAACCAGGCAUUAAAUUCUAGUGAGCAUUUGAAGGCGAUGACAUCUGAAAAGAAUGACAUGCACUAUUAUGAUGACAGACACAUAUGUAUUGGCAGCUGCAUAAAAUGUGCUCAUUUUGUUUUUACAGUCUAAUGGUUAUUCCUUAUGUUUUGUGCGCAUUUUCUACAACAUCCAAGUCACAAAAGCCUGGAAGCGUAGCAGCCUUUUUUAUAUUGAGCACAACACUGACAUUUGUCCUCCUAAUUAGCAGUACUAACGUUAUGCCACUUAAAGAGAUGCUUUGCUUUGUUUUCUAUAUAAAAAAUAAAACAUGCAAGAUACUU
Syngnathus acus (greater pipefish) is the source of this 2668-nucleotide messenger RNA. RefSeq names its product carboxypeptidase Z (gene cpz). Gene Ontology annotation, biological process: proteolysis. The record is from RefSeq and is a predicted model, not a curated record. Lineage: Eukaryota; Metazoa; Chordata; Actinopteri; Syngnathiformes; Syngnathidae. The coding region runs from base 218 to 2218 and encodes 666 amino acids. The transcript has 13 exons. Gene Ontology annotation, molecular function: metallocarboxypeptidase activity; protein binding; zinc ion binding.